Exophiala oligosperma is the source of this 1320-nucleotide messenger RNA. RefSeq lists its product as uncharacterized. The record is from RefSeq and is a predicted model, not a curated record. Lineage: Eukaryota; Fungi; Ascomycota; Eurotiomycetes; Chaetothyriales; Herpotrichiellaceae. The transcript has 4 exons. Bases 1 to 1320 code for a protein of 439 amino acids.
AUGGUGCCUUCGCCGGAAGUAAGUCCAUCGAUUGAUGCCACGUCCAAAGGGGACGAAGCUUUUCGUUUUGUCUCUAUCCAGGAUCCCGGUGAAGCCCAAAGCCGUGCUAUUCAGCGUUCUGUACGCUCUCAUGCCGUCAAGCAGGCCUUGCAAAAGAAAAGGCGACAAGAACAAGCCGCCAAUCAGAAUUUCAGAACAGCAUCCACGCAGGAACGAGCGGUGCAGACCGAUCCUCUGGUCUCAUCACCAGCGGAGGCUAUUGAGCCUGUUUUCGGACUCGGAGAUGAUGCAAACUUCCAAACUUUUCGCUCAGUUUUCCGAGCGGGCGUCGACGACCUCGCUUUGUUGAACGCUGUCUUGUUGACAACUACUUUCGCAACCUCGGGCAACAGGCUGGGUGGCCAAAGUCUACACCAUCAAGCGGAAACUUUCAAAGCACUAAGACGGCGCAUUAGUGAUCAUGACUCGACUUCUAUCGUGUCGACAAUAGGUGCCAUUCUUCUGCUUGCAGGGAUCGAGAUUCGUCUAGGUAUGAGGUCAGAAACUGAAAUACACCUUACAGCCGUGAUGACACUGCUCCGAUCAACGAGCUCGGAGCGACUGCUUCUGACAGAUGGUAUCAAGCGUGCUAUUUUCUGGCAAGACUUGUAUGCUCAUCUUGUCACGUCGACCACUCGUGCUGUCAACCACCAUACCUUUCACGAGAUGCUCUGGCACCGAGAUGCUCUUGCUCCCGAAAUCUUCGUGCUUCCUUCCGGCUUCCAGUCCAGGGUGGAUGUACUCGGAGAGGAACUCACCAGAGUUUUCGAGGAUAUCCACGCCUUAAAGAUGAUCCGUGAUUCCGCCGUUUACGAUCCCGAGGACACAGCGUCGAUGGUCGAUAUGGACAACCAGCAAGCUUCAGUACAGUCGAGACUGUGCGGCCUGCCAGGUCUUUCCCCACUUGCAGAAUUGUGUCGACUAGCAGGGUAUCUUACUGCAAGCCUGCUUUGCUGUAAGAUCUGGCGGCUGUCAUUGGUUCCGAACCAUGUUUCAGCACAAAUGUUGCAAGCCGGUCGUCAAGUCGACGAUUCCAUCUGGACGGGGCAUUUUGACUUGCUGGCGUGGCUGCUUUACCUGGGAGGCGCUCUUGCUGCCCCGGGUAUCGUUCGCAAAGACUACAUACUGCUAAUUCGACGUCAGCAUGCCUCCAAACUGGCAACACUGAUUCGCUCAUGGAGUGACCUGGUCGCAAUUAUGGAGCAGUUCAUCUGGUCAGAAAAAGCCAUUUCUCCACUGAUCCAAAUGUUCUGGGAGGAGGUACAAUCAUUCAGAAAGUGA